Chaetomium globosum CBS 148.51 is the source of this 795-nucleotide messenger RNA. RefSeq lists its product as uncharacterized. The record is from RefSeq and is a predicted model, not a curated record. Lineage: Eukaryota; Fungi; Ascomycota; Sordariomycetes; Sordariales; Chaetomiaceae. The transcript is spliced from 6 exons. Bases 1 to 795 code for a protein of 264 amino acids.
AUGUCCACUAGCAACCGGUCGGCCUCGAGCGCUUCCGUGAGCUCCAGUGUUUACGAAUUUGUUCGGGAACAUGGCCGGACGUUCCACAAAUACAAGGAAGGGAAGUAUUUCCUUCCCAAUGACAAGAGAGAGCAAAACCGGUUGGCCGAGGAACAUCCCGACUCGGAGGUUCUAGGCACCGAUCUGAGCCCUAUACAACCCGAUUACCUGCCAUCGAACUGCCGCUUUGAGAUUGACGACGUGGAUGACGACUGGGUCCACAGCCACAAGUUUGACUAUAUUCACGGCCGUUACCUGCUUCCAUUUGUCAAGAAGGACUGGGCCGUCUUCUUCAAAUCCAUCUACGACAAUCUGAACCCCGGCGGCUGGUUUGAAUCCCAGGAGACCAUCAUCUACUUCCAGUCAGUCGACGGAUCUGUCGAAGGCACAGCCCUGCAACGAUGGAACGCACUUCUGCUCCGCGGAAUCCAGAUGAUGGGCCGCAGUGCCACGGAGGCGUUGCGUUGCAAAAAUUAUUUGGCUGAGGCCGGUUUUGUUAACCUCGGCGAGAAGAAGUUUGCCGUCCCUAUGAACCCUUGGGCAAAAGGGGACGACCAAAAGGCGGUGGGCGCCAUGCAAAUGGCCAACAACCUUGAGGGUGUCGACGGACUCACCAUGACCGUGUUCACUCGGGCACUCGGUUGGGCCCCGGCCGACGUGGAGCAACUACUCGCCGAUGUGAAGAACGACUUAAAGGACCGAAACAUCCACGGAUACAUCACUGUGAUCGUCGUAUGGGGUCAAAAGCCGCAAUAG